Chinchilla lanigera (long-tailed chinchilla) is the source of this 2968-nucleotide messenger RNA. It is a transcript of the gene Kif6, whose product is annotated as kinesin family member 6. The record is from RefSeq and is a predicted model, not a curated record. Gene Ontology annotation, molecular function: ATP binding; microtubule motor activity; microtubule binding. Gene Ontology annotation, biological process: microtubule-based movement. NCBI's taxonomy places the organism in Eukaryota, Metazoa, Chordata, Mammalia, Rodentia, Chinchillidae.
ACAGGAAGUGGCAAGACCUUCACCAUCACGGGUGGGGCUGAGCGCUACAGCGACAGAGGCAUCAUCCCGAGGACGCUGUCAUACAUUUUUGAACAGUUACAAAAGGACAGCAGCAAAAUAUAUACAACACACAUUUCCUAUUUGGAAAUCUACAAUGAAUGUGGUUAUGAUCUAUUGGAUCCAAGACACGAAGCCUCCAGAUUGGAAGAUUUGCCGAAAGUGACAAUUCUGGAGGACCCUGAUCAGAACAUUCACCUGAAAAACCUAUCUCUUCAUCAGGCGACGACAGAAGAAGAAGCUCUGAAUUUGCUUUUCUUAGGAGACACCAACAGAAUGAUCGCAGAGACGCCUAUGAACCAAGCUUCAACCCGUUCCCACUGCAUCUUCACUGUCCAUCUGUCAAGCAAGGAGCCCGGGUCUGCAACCAUCCGACACGCCAAGCUCCACCUGGUGGACCUGGCUGGCUCCGAACGAGUUGCCAAGACUGGGGUCGGGGGCCAACUUCUAACGGAGGCCAAGUACAUCAACUUGUCGCUGCAUUACUUAGAACAGGUCAUCAUCGCCCUUUCGGAGAAGAACCGCUCGCACAUCCCUUACAGGAACUCCAUGAUGACCAGCGUCCUCAGGGACAGCUUGGGAGGGAACUGCAUGACGACCAUGAUCGCCACGCUGUCCUUGGAGAAAAGGAAUAUUGAGGAGUCUAUAUCCACCUGCAGAUUCGCACAGCGAGUGGCUCUCAUAAAGAACGAAGCCGUCCUUAACGAAGAGAUUGACCCCAGAUUGAUGAUUAUUCGCCUGCAGAAGGAAGUCCAGGAGCUGAAGGAUGAGCUGGCCAUUGUCAGCGGGGAGCAGAGGACAGAGGCGCUCACAGAAGAGGAGCUCCUGCAGCUGGAAAAACUCAUAACAUCCUUUUUGGAAGACCAGGAUCCAGAGAGUAGACUAGAGGUUGGCGCAGAUAUGCGUAAAAUUCAUCACUGCUUUCACCAUUUAAAGAAACUUCUGAAUGACAAGAGGAUCCUUGGGAAGAGUGCAGGCCCCUCCGAAACCGAGAACCAGGACUGCCAAGAACCCUUGAAAGAGGAAGAAUCCAGAAAGCUCCAGGAAAUACUGAAGCAGAGAGACAGUGAAAUCAAUAUUCUGGUCAACAUGUUAAAAAAGGAAAAGAAGAAAACUCAAGACUACUUAUCAAGCAUGGAUAGACGUGAAAUGAGAUCCUCACAGGGCUCGCCCUUCCCGUCUGGGAACCCACAGGAAGGGCAGAGGAUGUCAAUGUCCUCAGUUCCGGCACAGGCCCAGGACUUCGGCACUUCCGGGUACAGAUCCAGUUCGCUGCGCAAGAAAACAGGGAUGAGAGAGGAAAUGUCAUUAGGACGCCAGGAGGCUUUUGAAAUCUUCAAGAGGGACCACGCGGACAGCGUUACCAUCAAUGACAACAAACAGAUUCUGAAGCAGAGAUUUUCUGAAGCAAAAGCCCUGGGAGAAAGUAUAAAUGAAGCGAGGAGGAAAAUCGGUCGCCUGAAGGACGCCAUCACGCAGCGGCACAUGCAGCAGGUAGCCCUAGGAAUCUCAGACAACACGGCCGCACCCCCGGGGCCAGACCGGCAGGAGGAGCAGCUCCGACUGCAGCUGGAGGAGGAAAAGAGGAGGUACAAAACAAUGUUCACGCGCCUCAAAGCCCUGAAGGUGGAGAUCGAGCACUUGCAGCUGCUCAUGGACAAAGCCAAGGUCAAGCUGCAGAAAGAGUUUGAAGCCUGGUGGGCAGCAGAGGCCACCAGCCUGCAGCAGGUACAUUCUCCAGCAAUGAAUCCUCUGGGUCCAGCGAAGACUUCUCCCCAGGCUGCCGAGCCCCAGCAGGACUGGUCCCAGCUUCUGGCUAACAGAGGUGAUGUGAACGGCAGGAACGUCCCGCCCACGCCUUGCCCCAGCCCAGCUGGCCAGGAGAAGCUCAGCCCCGAUGCCCAGCUAGAAGCCAGCAUCCCCGAGAGGCCGAUGUCAGUCCCUCUCACUGGAGACAGCCGGACAGACUCCGACAUCCUGGCGUUCAUCAGGGCCAGACAGAGCCUGCUGCAGAAGAAAUGCCUGGGGAGCAACUGACUCCGGUGGGAGUCGGCCACGUCCCCUGCGGGAGUGAGGAGCCCACGACGACGCAUGCCCCGUCCCUGCCCCAAGACUUCGGAUGUGACCGCGGCGCUGGGAGCGGCUGUGGAUUUGAACCCAGAGGAGGAGGCGGUGGUUCUUUCAGGAUGGAGGCUGGGAGGCUGGGCUGUGGCCUAGUCCGUCCUCCCUGUGCUUGUGGGAGCUGCCAGCCAGCCCAGGCAGUGCCGGGGAACUGGGACAGCGGGAGGGCUUCAGCUCACUGUGGGGGUGCUGUGGAGCAGCCUCAGAAAGGUGCAGGGUAAUAAUCCGUGACCAGCCACUCACCCCACUGCCCUGCCACCCCUGGGAGGAGCCCAGCAGCUGCAGCAGGCCGAGCAGGGCUUCAGAGCCCAGCCAGACAGCCAAGUGCAGGGUACUGGGGGGCCAAGCCCGAUCUCCCAGCCCGACCUCCACGGUCCCCCGCCUGGGCCUGCACGGCCAGCUGUGUCCCCAGAAGCCAGACACCAUCCAGAGUCUCAGGACACCGCAGCAGCAGAGGACAGCAGGCAGCUCCCGACAGCUCUGCAGAAACGGGCAGUGGGGCGCCUCGGGCCCCAACUUCUACCCAACCACUCGGCUCAGCCGGACAGGAUCCCCGACUCCCCAUCCCCACAGGGAAACAGCUGCCCACGGCGCCACCUCAGGGAGCCCCCCAGCCCACAGGCACCAGCGGGGGACUCAGGGACUUCGGUCCAGAGAGUGGGCACCAGGCCUCCGGGAGGCCCUGAACAACCGCUGCGGGCAUCGGGGGUCAGCGAUCGGGGUGGGGCGUGGAGGGUGGAGAGGGGUUGCCCUGGACGUGCGGGCAGCUGAAUAAAUGCCUGUGCAGAGC